Molecule: messenger RNA, 2082 nt
Organism: Melampsora larici-populina 98AG31
Lineage: Eukaryota; Fungi; Basidiomycota; Pucciniomycetes; Pucciniales; Melampsoraceae
Exons: 11
Coding region: 1-2082 (693 amino acids)
Biological process (GO): fungal-type cell wall organization; calcineurin-mediated signaling
Cellular component (GO): calcineurin complex; cytoplasm
Molecular function (GO): calmodulin-dependent protein phosphatase activity; calmodulin binding
Source: RefSeq, a predicted model, not a curated record
AUGUCCACUACCCUGCCUGAAUCAGGUACUUCUGAAGUCUUAGCUGCUAAGCUCAAGCAACACGAAGCUGGUAUCAAAUCUAUCAGAGAGAAAGGACCAGUACCUGAGAUCGAUUUCACGGUUCAUACGCAAGACGAUGGUUCAACUGUCAGUACGCAAGAAAGGGUAGUUAAGGAUGUUCAAGCACCUGCUUUCAAGAAACCCACCGAUGAAGAGUUCUUCAGUCAAGUUGACCCAUCAAAACCCGAUGUAGCUUUUCUUAAAAACCAUUUUUAUCGUGAAGGUCGACUAACAGAGGAGCAAGCCCUCUUUAUUCUCAACACAGCAGCUGAGGUUCUCAAAGCUGAGCCCAACUUGCUUGAAGUCGAAGCCCCGAUCACUGUUUGUGGUGACAUACACGGUCAAUACUUCGAUCUUAUGAAACUCUUCGAAGUGGGCGGAAACCCAGCUGAAACUCGGUACCUGUUCCUGGGUGAUUAUGUCGAUCGUGGCUACUUUUCGAUUGAGUGCGUGUUGUAUCUCUGGGCUUUGAAGAUUUGGUAUCCAGACACCUUGUUCCUUUUACGUGGUAAUCACGAGUGUCGGCAUUUAACCGACUAUUUCACUUUCAAGUUGGAAUGCAAGCACAAGUAUUCUGAGAGGGUAUAUGAUGCUUGCAUGGAGAGUUUCUGUUCAUUACCGUUGGCGGCAAUCAUGAACAAGCAAUUCUUGUGCAUUCAUGGUGGUCUGAGUCCCGAGUUGCAGACCUUGGAUGAUUUGAAAUCGGUUAACCGUUUCAGGGAACCUCCUACACAUGGUUUGAUGUGUGAUAUUCUCUGGGCUGAUCCUUUAGAAGAUUUUGGAAGUGAAAAGUCCGCGGAUGGAUUCGUACACAAUCACGUUCGAGGAUGUUCCUUCUUUUUCAGUUAUCAAGCAGCAUGCGCGUUCCUCGAAAGAAAUGGACUUCUCUCAAUUAUUCGUGCCCAUGAAGCCCAAGACGCUGGAUAUCGUAUGUACAAGAAAACGAAAACUACUGGUUUCCCUUCAGUAAUGACUAUUUUCUCGGCGCCAAACUACCUCGAUGUGUACAACAACAAGGCUGCGGUUUUGAAAUAUGAAAACAAUGUGAUGAACAUUCGACAGUUCAACUGCACACCACAUCCAUAUUGGUUACCGAACUUUAUGGACGUUUUCACUUGGAGUUUACCCUUUGUGGGAGAGAAGAUUACGGAUAUGCUUAUCGCCAUCCUAGGCAUAUGUAGUAAGGAAGAAUUGGACGAGGAAGAAGAUGAGAUGCCCCUGGUGACUGAAGAGGCUCAGUCCGAUCCAGAUUCACCUGAUGCAGCUGCCUCAGCCGAACGGAGACAGGCCAUCAAGAAUAAGAUUAUGGCGGUUGGAAAGAUGUCACGAGUGUUUGCAGUCUUGCGUGAGGAAGCGGAGGCAGUGUCAGAGUUGAAAUCGACAACAGGACAGGGCAAAUUACCGUAUGGAGCACUCGCGAAUGGUGCAGAAGGCAUCAAAGAAACCAUCCUUAGAGCUGGAUUUGAUCAGGCUCGCAAAUCAGAUAUCGAGAACGAACACUUACCUCCAGAAUUGAUUGAUGCUGCAGACGUCGAAGGAUUUGAAGAAUUUGCCGAAUCCCGUAGUCCAGGAGCUGCUGAUGCUGGAGAGCCUCAUCGCUCACGAUCUCGUAGUGGUACACUUGGAUCGCUUGGUGGAGAAAGUCGAAUGCCGUUCAGUGAUCAGGGUUCAUCGAGUGAUCCAGCUAGUCCUGCUCUACCUAAUACACCUGACCGAGCAACUAUGUCUGGAGGUGCAGAUGGAUUGGGAUUCUCUCCUACUACACCUGGAGGAAGUCCUAAAUUCAAACGAGGCCAUGCUAGACGAGGCAGCUUGGGUACGACGAUGACUAGUCCUUCGACCAGAAGAAGAAGCUUGGAAAAUACAAUCAGUAUGAUCAAGGAGGCCAUGGAAGGACAAGCUGAUCCUGAGAUGGAAGACCUUGCAGACGCUGUCGCUCAGAAUGCAUCAGAUGCGCGUCGUCAUUCCAGAAGUUCAUCAACUGGAUCUGGAGCAGGGUUGCCCGAGGUACCCAAGGAGUGA